UUAACACUUUGUUUCAAUGUCAUAUGGUUGCUGGCACAUGGUCUGUCUGCUUUGACUUACCCACUUGAUACUCUUAAAGUCCUUUUGCAGGUGAGUGCAGAUGCCAAUACUCGACCGACCACUGCUCAGGUCCUUCUCAAGGUUCGCACUUUAUCAGGCUAUUCAGGUUUGUACAAUGGUCUUGGGUGGUUGGCAGUGGGACGAGUGUUAGGUGUUGGUACUCGUUUCGGCAUUUAUGAACUAUUGACCUCAUUCUACAAAGAUGGUCGAGAUGACAAUUUUGUGUAUGUCGCUGAGGCUUUAAUGGCAGGAAUUGUUGCUGGGGCUGCAGAAUCAUUCGUAACUUCCCCAUUUGAGCUUAUCAAACUUCGUGCUCAGGUCAGUUCUGCUUAUCGAAUUCGAGGCACUGCAUUAGACAUUAAAAGGGAUGCUGCUUCUCCUUUAANGGGUAAUGCCAUGAAAGAAUAUCCAUGGAUGAUGAGUGGGUAUGGGAAACCUCCCUCUAUUUGUCAUGUUAGACGGCCAUCAGAUGUAGUCUCUCUUGAAGGGUGGGGUGCUUUGUGGAGACGAGUGAGGUCAGGAAUCAUCCGAGAUUCUGUUUUUGGUGGCAUAUUCUUUUCAAUCUGGCAACUCCUACACGAAACAAUGCUCGAUUGGAAAGCUGUUAAGAUGACUCCCAUACCUAGGCUUGAUGAAGAUGUAGGCCCAUUGUCUCCUUUAUCUGUUAGUCUUGCAGCCGGAUUUUCUGGUUCAGUUGCUGCUGCUGCUUCCCAUGUAUUUGAUACUGCAAAAAGUCGUGAUCAGUGCAAUGUUUUGCCUAAGCAUGUAUACAUGGAGGAAAAGUUUUUCAAAUUGGGACUUCCUGGCAAGGAACUUGACAGAUGGACUGGAAUUCAUCCAGCAGACCAAAAAAUACUGUAUCGUGGCAUUUUGUUUUGGAUGGCACGCAGUGGAGUUGCAUCAUUCGUGAUUGUAGGAAGUUACUUUUUAACGAUUGAUCAACUAUUCUCUUGAUUCAAGGAGUUCCACAGCUGCAGAACAGAUCAAAGGUCUGUUUUCUCCUUACAUCAGAUUCAAUACAUAUGAAAAUGUUAUGCAAAGCAAUUAUAUUUUAUUUUAUUUUUCCUUUCUAAUAUUCUUUUGGGUUUUCGUUAAUAAGAACUGAGAAACUUAGCUUUGGAUUUAAGUCUUGUAUUUUUAAUAAGCUAAUUAAAAAAUGAGUACCAAUGGAUUGAAACUUGAAAGAUUACUUCUGUUUUUGUUUUUUUGUUAAAUAAUAAAAAUUUGAGUAAUUCCCAAGAACUUAUAAGGGUAUAUAUUGUGUUUUAUUUUGAAUAUGGGUAUUUUAAUUAUUUAAAUGAUAUUCCUUUUCUAUUCCUUGCUCAACCAAACACAAGAAUAUGAUUCCUUCUAUAAUCUCAUGUUUAUUCUCCUUGUGAACCAAACAUUAUAAUAGUAUUUCUGUUCUAUUCUUUACUUAUUUCAUUCCCAUUGGAAUUCUUUUAUAUUCCUUUUUAUUUUUAUUCUUUAUACCAAACGGCACGUUUGGCAUGGCUGAUAAGAAGGUAGCUUUAAUGAUUUAUGAAAAUUUUAAAAUAAAAUCUCUAGAUAUGAUUACAUACAUGGAAUUUAACCUCAUUUCAACAUCAUAAGCAAUGGAACAAACCAUACAUUAUCAUAAAACAAGGUCAAAACAAAUCACCCAAAAAGACACUAAUUACACAAUGGGUCCCAAAAUUUGAAUCUGUGGUUUUUUUUUUGGUCAAUGUACAGCAAGUGGUGCCUCCAUUUUGGUGAGGGCUAUUUUUCAUUUUUUCCAUGACUACCCAUCUUCAUCUUUUGAUCCAAUAAUCAUUGUACUUACAAUCCAAGGGGGGUAGUGUUGACUUAGUUUGAGCUUCUGCUUUGACUUUUGUUUGUGGAUGCAUGCAUUAUAAGCAUAAUUAGCUUCACUCAAAAGCUACACAUUGGCCUAUCAAUCAUUCAUUUUUCAGUUUCUCCCAAAACAAAAUCCUUAAAAAACAAUCAUCCUACAAUCCAGAAUGGGAAGGUAGAAUUAUUUAUUGUCAGACAAAUUCACUCCACCAGACAUGUUGUGUAUGUAUAAUGUGUUUGACAAGUGUAUUUGUGUCUGCAAUGUUCUAUAUUCAAUUCAGUGCUUUCUUAAAAGGUGGAGAUGGAAGAAUGAAGUUUGCUUUCAAUUGCAUUCUUCUGUACUAUAGAUUUGAAGAUUUCCUUCUAGGGGGUUUAGUGUAGUUGUACAAAUCUGAAGGAGAAAGUUUCUCCUUUAGAGUACAAUGUAGUACCAUAAUAUAUGACAUUAUCUGAAGAAAAAGAAAAUGAAAAAACUUGAUGAACAAGUUGAGAUUGGGCCAGGAGCAUAUGUUUGUUAUGUAUGCAAUGAUAGUGGCAUUUCAAUUUGAUUUGAUCAAAUUCCCAAUUCAAGCAAAACCAUUUCUUGAUGAGGAAACCAACAACAGACAUAUGGUAGGGGAUGUUGCUUCCUUUGCUCACAAUUAUUUUUGUUUUAUUUAUCUAUUUAUUUAUAUUUUUGAGUGAUGAGGGGAAUCCACAACCACUACCCAGAGUGUGCUCCAGUUAAACACGCCUUGUGACCUUAACUGGCAAAGGACCACAAGAAGGUAAACAAUACUAGGUAAUUUUUCAUAAUUGACCAGUUCAAGUCAAGAACACCAAUAGGUCACUCCCAUUCGGAGCGAACUUAUAAUCAUGUAAUUACCAAACUAACAACCUGACGCCGAGUAACUUGGCUGGAGUUACUCCCAAAUAUUUUUGUUUUAAAGGGCAGUAUACUUAGACAUGCACGUAGCCCUACCCCUCCCCCUCCCCCUCCCCCACACCUUCUCCUCAUUUGCACGUGUCAUUGUGUGUAAAUGCAGUCUUGUAUUGUAUGGGUGAGAUGAUUACCAUCCUAAUGCUUACUAGCUAAUUAAGCAACUAAAAAAGUAGUGUUUUAUUAUCUGACAAAAAAAGUUGUUAAACCAUUCAAUUAAACACACCAUGAUAAUGACAAGUACACAUUUGUCAAAAUGACAAAAUCGUAAGUGAUAUUAGUUGGAUGAAAAAAAUCCUUGUGUAGAAUUGUAUUUAAAUUGUAGAUUUGUAAAUCCAGUGGACUUUGGACUUUUUGUUAGUAUAUUGUAGAUUUGUAACACUACUUACAAGUUUACAACUCUUACUAAUUUAAGUUGUAAGAUCAAAAAUGGAUUUGAAAUUUGUCAGAAUUAUAAAUUCGGGUUUUUUCCACCCGAACCCAAACCCAACCCGAAAAGUGAACCCGAAUCCGAACCGUUUUACACUUCGGUUCGAGCUCGGUUGUGAAUUUGUCUAACUCGGUUGUGAAUUUGUCUAACCCGAAAUAUUUCGGGUAUCUAUUUCGGUGUAGUGUUGUUGUUGUUGUAUAUUUUGUUUGUAAUUUGUAAUGUCUAAAUGGUAUGGAUACUAACAGUUCUUUGUCAUUUCAUCUUCUCCUUCUUUCUUGAAACUGGACUGAGCCAGGGAUUCAUUAUAUUGUAUGAUUCUACUUGUAAAAAUUAUAUAUUGGAUUGUGUACUUAAUCUCUUUAUUUAUUCA
This is a messenger RNA of Ipomoea triloba (trilobed morning glory), 3594 nucleotides long. Its product is annotated as mitochondrial aspartate-glutamate transporter AGC1-like. Lineage: Eukaryota; Viridiplantae; Streptophyta; Magnoliopsida; Solanales; Convolvulaceae. Gene Ontology annotation, molecular function: transmembrane transporter activity. Gene Ontology annotation, biological process: transport. The record is from RefSeq and is a predicted model, not a curated record.